This is a messenger RNA of Symbiodinium sp. CCMP2592, 1092 nucleotides long. The record is from the annotation of a GenBank genome assembly. Lineage: Eukaryota; Dinophyceae; Suessiales; Symbiodiniaceae.
AUGGGCAACUGCAACGCGAGCAGCGUGAGCUCCAGCAGCGAGCUGCAGGUCGGAGCGGCGCAGAGGCAUCCGAGCCUCAUGUCCCUGCCCAUGCGAACCAACAUGAAGUUCGGGUGGAGACCGGACAUGCCGGACCACCGUGACCUCCGCGUAACCUUUGACAAGGUUGAUGCGCCGAGCCACAUCACGAAGAAGUCCGAGGGAGAGAAGGAAAUCGUUGACCUGCGACCCAUGAACGGUGGCUUUCCCAUCUUCGAUCAGGGACAUCUCGGCAGCUGCACGGCAAAUGCCUUGGCAGCAGCCUUCCACUUCACCCUCCACAAGAUGCAGGUGGAAAACCACAAGGAUUUCGCAGACUUCACCCCCAGCCGACUGUUCAUCUACUACAAUGAACGCCUCGUCGAGGGCAGCGUGAACCAGGACGCUGGGGCGAUGAUUCGUGACGGCAUCAAGACGAUGUCCAAGGUCGGGGUGUGCCCGGAGAGUAUCUGGAAGUACGAUGAUGGACCGGAUUUCUUCAAGCAACAGCCAGACGACAAGUCUUACGAGCUUGCGCAGAAGUGCAGGGUUAUGGGCUAUGCUCGUGUCGCGCAAGAUCUGAGCCAGUUCAAGGCAUGCCUCAAGAACGGCUACCCCUUCGUCUUUGGCUUUGCCGUCUUGUCAAGCUUCCAGACAGCGGAGGUUGCCAGGACCGGCAAGAUGGUGAUGCCCCAGGCAACCGACCAGCAGCUGGGCGGCCAUGCCGUGUGCGCCGUGGGCUACGACGACUUCCAGCAGUGCUUCAUUGUCCGCAACUCUUGGGGCGAAGCGUGGGGCGACAAGGGCUACUUCUACAUGCCCUACGAGUACAUGUGCCAUCCGGCGCUUGCCUCUGACUUCUGGGCCAUCAACUGGGUUGAGGGCUUCAAGAACACCAGCAGCAUCUUAGAGAGUGGCAAGCUGCAGAUUGGAGGGGCGCCCAGACAUCCAAACGUUGUGUCCCUGCCCAUGCGCACAAACAUGAAGUUCGGCUGGCGGCCAGACAUGCCAGACCAUCGCGACCUCCAUGUGACCUUUGGCAAGGUUGAUGCUCCCAGCCACAUCAAGAAGAAG